AUGACCAGAAACAAACUGACGAUCGCGGUCGAGGGAUGCUGCCAUGGCGAGCUGGACAACAUCUACCGGCAGAUCGCCAUACAGGAGCAACGCAUGAACAAGCGCGUCGACCUUCUAAUCAUCUGCGGCGACUUCCAGGCCGUCCGUAACGUGGCAGACCUCGAAUGCAUGUCAUGCCCAGACAAAUACAAGCAGCUAGGCGGCUUCUACCGCUACUACACGGGUGAGCGCCAAGCACCAAUCCCGACCAUAUUCGUAGGCGGCAACCAUGAGGCCAGCAACCACAUGCGUGAGCUCUACUUUGGCGGCUGGGUGGCGCCCAACAUAUUCUACAUGGGCGCAUCCGGCGUUGUGCGGUUUGGCGGCGUGCGCAUUGGCGGGAUCACAGGCAUCUUCAAGGAUUUCAACUUUGAAAAAGGCGUGUUUGAGCGGCCGCCGUUCCGAAGCUACAUGCGGUCGGCUAUGCACCAUGUGAGGUCGUUUGAGGUGUUCAAGAUGCUGCAGAUCCGGAGCCCGUUGGAUGUGGUUGUUUCGCACGACUGGCCGCUGGGCAUUGAGCAGUUUGGCGACGUGAACGGGCUGCUGAGGAUCAAGCCGUUCUUCACCGCAGAGGUCAAUGAGAAUAGACUGGGGUCGCCGCCCAAUGCAUUGCUGCUGGAGCACCUGCGCCCGGCGUGGUGGUUCUCGGCCCACAUGCAUGUGCGCUUUGCUGCGCCUCGGACACCGCGGGUUCCUGGUCGACCGACCGACUUCCUGGCUCUGGACAAGUGCCUUCCACGCCGCCAAUUCCUCGAGAUCAUCGAGGUUGACGUUCCCGAAGACCACGCCGACCACCCACUCCAGCUCGAGUACGACCCCGAGUGGCUCGCUAUUCUGCGGCUAACUACUCGCCACCUGCCCCUCAGCGAAUCGCCCUUCCAAUUGCCGGCUGACGUGCGCAGCACCGGUACUCUGGACCUGCCGCUGCUCCCGGAUUCAGCUAUUGCCAGGGAGACAGAAUGGGUGAAUCGGAAUGUGGUUGUAAAUGGCCGUGCCCCGAUUCCUUGCAAUUUUGUCCCAAUGGCACCGGUUCCUGAGCCUGGAACUCCCGACUCGGCCCAUUUCGGACUGGCAACCCGCGGACAUAAUGGCCGUAUAUUCCCUAGUACCAGGGGACGGCGUGGCUACUAUGGCGGCAACCCGUAUGAUUCGCAGCCGUGGCAGGGGCGCAGGCCAGAUGUACUGUAUCCGAACCCGCAGACCGACGAGCUGUGCAAGAUGCUCGAUAUUGACGACCCGAUCACGCAGCGGACUCAGUAG
This is a messenger RNA of Linderina pennispora, 1299 nucleotides long. RefSeq lists its product as uncharacterized. The record is from RefSeq and is a predicted model, not a curated record. Gene Ontology annotation, molecular function: RNA lariat debranching enzyme activity. The transcript has 2 exons. Bases 1 to 1299 code for a protein of 432 amino acids. Lineage: Eukaryota; Fungi; Kickxellomycota; Kickxellomycetes; Kickxellales; Kickxellaceae. Gene Ontology annotation, biological process: mRNA splicing, via spliceosome. Gene Ontology annotation, cellular component: nucleus.